This is a messenger RNA of Knipowitschia caucasica, 1788 nucleotides long. Lineage: Eukaryota; Metazoa; Chordata; Actinopteri; Gobiiformes; Gobiidae. The record is from the annotation of a GenBank genome assembly.
AUGCACCACCAGGAGCAGAGUGGGGACCCCCAGGCCCCUCCAGCCCCGGGGCCUGGACCAGGACCUGCAACAGGAGGGAGGAAGUCUGCUUACCACCUCCGCAGAGGCAGCAGUGGGGCUUUAGCCGGAGGCUCCAUGGGCACACCAGACACCGAGAACCCCCAGGCAGGCUCCUCAUCACCUGCUCCACACCACCCUCAGGGGUCCGGGGCCCAGGUCAAGAAGAAAAGUGGCUUCCAAAUAACAAGCGUGACGUCGGCGCAAAUAAAUGUGAGUGGGAACAACAGUUUAGCAGAUGACACUGAGAGUUAUGAUGACAUGGAUGAGUCCCACACAGAGGACCUGUCCUCCAGUGACAUCAUAGACGUGUCAGUAGGGCCCAGGGCCACAGACACAGGUGCCCCAGAGAGGAGCUCCUCUGAUGAGACACUCAACAGUCUGCAUGGAGUGGACACGCCCGCAAUGGUGUCCCCCAACGAGCACGUGCUUACUCACAUCAACCAGGUGUCUCUGGUGAAUGGCACUGUGAACCCUCACACGUACAAUCAGACGGCCCUGCACCAGAGUGUGCCCUCAGGGGAGGCAGCUGGGCCCACAGCUGGGGCCCCAUUAGCAACCUCCAGUCCAAACAUGCUCUCCACGGUCGGAACGUCAAACGCCCAAAAAACACCACUGUUAGACUCUAAAGCUGCUGAUGUGGAGCAACACAGCUCUGUGGCCUCUGUUCAUACAGCAGAGGUUCAGGCCAGUGAGACCGGGGCCCCCAGCUCCCACAGCCAGCAUCCCCAGGCUGCCCUUGGGUCCCACAGCCAGCAGGCUCAGGUGGCCCCUGGUUCUCGCUUCAGGGUGGUCAAACUAGACACUAACUCAGAGCCUUUCCGUAAAGGCCGCUGGAUGUGCACCGAGUUUUAUGAGAAGGAGCUUCCUCACUCUGUGUCUGAGACCUCCAAAGGUUUAGAUGCAUCUGCAGAGACUGAAGCAGCGGCCCCUCAUCCUCUACAGGUCUCACAGGGCCCCCCACAGGGACCCUCACAGCCGAGCCCGCUCCCUUAUGUUCCUGGGCAGGAUGCCCACAUGGGAGUGCACAUGCACACUGUGAGUCAGCCUGCUCCUCUCCUCCAAAGGCCCUACACUGUGGACCCGCAACAAACUGCAGCCCCCUACCCCAGUGUGCUAAGCACCGGGGCACCAGCGACACGCCAGCCUGACUUCAUCCAACCAACAGCCCCUUUUCAGAGCCAAGUGCAGCCUCCUCUAUCCCAAGCAUCCCUCACAUCAGGGGGGGCCCUCCCACAGCCCUCUGUGAGCUACACCCAGGGGGUCCCUCCUAUUCAGGGGCUUCCUCACCCUCAGGGUGUCCCCCACCCUCAGGGGGUCCCUCACCCUCAGGGGGUCCCUGCUCCUCGGACAGCCUUCGCCGUGCAGACGGUGAACAGUCUAGCUCUCUCGAUGCAGCCACAGCUGCCCUUGCAUGUCCCAGUAGCUGCGCCCCCUGCACCCCCACCAGGAGCCCCCAUGCCCCUGACAGCCCUGCAGGCGGACCUGCAGCCUCUGCUGGCCCCUACUGCACACAUGAGCCUAGCCACUGGCCCAGGACGGAGCUCUCAGCUGGAGGACGCACAGAGACUGCUGUUUCAGCACCAGGGUCUGCUGGGGCUGCCCCGGUUGGGCCCCAGUGCUGGAGGAGCCGAGGCAGCCGUGGCCCAAAUGUCUGCAGAGGCCAGUGCCUUCAUGGCAGCUGCGGCCGGUCUGAGGGGUCAACAGGCGGAUGGAGAGGACGAUAGGUGA